Suillus paluster is the source of this 2560-nucleotide messenger RNA. RefSeq names its product heterokaryon incompatibility protein-domain-containing protein. The transcript is spliced from 2 exons. Lineage: Eukaryota; Fungi; Basidiomycota; Agaricomycetes; Boletales; Suillaceae. The record is from RefSeq and is a predicted model, not a curated record. The coding region runs from base 349 to 2415 and encodes 688 amino acids.
UGAAUACUCGCUUGACUUCAAGAUCUCAAGACCUGGGCUCAAAGGUCGAGAUCAGCCACAGUUGUUUGUUGACCACGAAAUAGCUUAUAGCUACCGACUCCAUUCCUUCUACUUUUUGGUCUGUCUAGUACCACUACUAAGGGGAGACUGCCAAGUUCAUCUAGACAACAUCCUCACAUCCAUCAAACACGUCCGAUGCCUCCUGCGUCUGCCACGAAGAUGCACGGCCUCUGUCACUCAUAUUUCACUAGCUCCCGGCUCAUGUAUCCGACAUCAAUCACGGGUUACCCCACUAUAUGAGACCGUAUUCAUUGCAUAUACUCUGGUUGGUUCUGCCAGCUCAGCGCGAUGGAAACAUCCACACAGUUUCGUUACCAACCUCUAUCCACCAGCAGUUCCAUCAGGCUCCUUCGAAUUCGCAAAUUCGUUUCCAUCUUGGAAUAUGACCUCAUCGAGGCCGACCUUGAAAAUAACCCCGUUUAUGAUGCGCUGUCCUACACCUGGCAGCUUGAUAAACAUUCAAGCACGACAUCCGGAAUUGAUUCGGAGCGUGGAGGCUCUAUCAGCUGUAAUGGGAUGAACCUCAACGUGACUGCCAACCUUCUAUAUGGCUUGCUUCGCCUGGAGCGGCUUCGCCAGGAUACGUUGAUCUGGAUCGAUGCUAUUUGCAUCAAUCAACAGGAUCUAGAAGAACGCGGCGCCCAGGUCAACAUGAUGGGCCGCAUCUUCGGUUCUGCACGUACGGUGGUGGUUUGGCUCGGAGAGCCGUCAAGUGACCCCGGGGUACAGUCCGUCGAAGAGAUUGUCCGAUUCAUGGAGCAGCUGCCCUACAUCAGGGAGGAGCAGUUCGAAAGUGUGUUAGAUUAUAAGGACGCCGCCAUCGCGGCCUUGCGUGAGAUGACCAUCGUAACCCACACCAGUGACUGGCUUUCGCUCGGUGACUUCUUCUUUACAAUAUCAUGGUUCCAGCGGUGUUGGAUCAUCCAAGAAGUUGUUCUCGCUAGAACCAUUGAGGUUUAUCAUGGACCAACCCAGAUCCCCUGGGAUGUGGUGCAAAAUGCUGCACGACUCCUUGACGUGGUCCGCCGCCAGCACUCCUUCUGGCAAGUAUGGCGGGAGAAAGGGGCCAUCGUCCUAGGCUCGAUCCCUAUAAUACUUCUUGCACGCGAGCACUGCAACCGCGGCAAGCUCUGGCCGCUCGAGACGAACCUUGCCCUCAGUCGCACCUACCAAGUCACCGACCCGCGUGACAAGAUCUUUGCACUGUUUGCCAUAUCGGAUAGGUCGUCGUUGGAGUCGCCAGUGGUGGAACUCGACGUGUUCAGCGCGGAUUACACCAAAUCUAUUGACCAAGUCUACAUGGAGUGCAGCGCACGCCUGGUCGAGGGUCGGACAGGGUACGCUGUCCUCUCCAUGGUAGAAGACCGCUCAUACUCUGCACCUCGCCCCAUCCCUUCGUGGGUGCCGGACUUCAGCGUUUUACCGAGCCCCCCACCGCUCGCAAUCCAUGGGCAGUGCCCUUUUUCUGCGGGUGGAUUCACCAGUCCUCUAUCUACCCGACCCACCGUCUCCCCUGAUUGGAAAGAGCUGUGCAUCCCUGUCGCCGUACGACUGGGCCGUAUUUCCCGCACGUCAGAGACUGGGCAAGAGAUGUAUUCCCUUGAGCGUAUGACACAUUUCUUCCGCCUGCUCGCUGAUCCAGCCCUACGUCUCGCCAAACUCGCAACUCCCGCAGCAGCAGAGGCCCUGUGGCGCACCCUCAUCUCCGACCUCGCCGACCCCGCUAGGGAGCGGCGCCCCGCGCCUGCUGCCCUUGGCGCCUCAUUUGCCCAAUGGGUCACCUACCUCAUCCUCCGCGCUCUCGACACUGCCUCCCAUGCUUCUGUACAUGCUGCUGAUCAUUUCCCAGAUGGAGAGUCUCCACCUGGACCCAUCCCUAUCGGUGACUCUCCCCUGCGUGAUUUUAUAUGGUCUGCCGCGCACGCUACGGCCCUGCGGUCUGCUCCACCAGAGUACCGUUACUCCGAGGUUCAUGCUGCUGUGAACGAUUUCAUAGCAGUAUGGGAUGGUGCAAUACCCUUACGGGAGCUGCUGGAUGCGACGAGGGUGGCUGUGGCGGCAGGAGACAAAGCCCCGCUGAAGGUGACGCACAAUUUUGUGAGAACGUUCUUGUGGAUGUGCUCUGCGAGGCGGGUGUUCAGCACAGAGCGGGGAGAUCUGGGGAUUUCACAUCAAAGUGCGAGGGUCGGGGAUGAGGUGGUAGUGCUGCCGGGGGCAGCGGUGCCGUUUGUAGUGAGGGAGGUGGAAGGCGGGGCGUAUAUCCUGAUUGGGGAGGCCUUUGUGCAUGGAGCCAUGGGAGGGGAGGCGCUGGAGAGGAGGGGACUAUUGUAUUUGGAGGAUCUGCGCUUGGUGUGAGGAUUGAAUAUUGACCUAUGUGGCACAUUUACAAUCUUGUUUGGGACAGCAUCUUCGGUGUGACGAAUAUUGAUGCUACGAUCUUUCCAUAGGUACCCCUGUUUAGACAUCGAGCUCGUGCUCAAAUAAUAUUGGUUUUUUCCUC